UUUUCAUUGGGUGAACGCCAUUCUGUCGGGAUGCUCUAGACGUAUCAUUUCAUUGGGUGCUUGUGGGCCGUUACCUCGGCAACGCAUUGCUUCCAGCGCCAAUCAGUUGACAGGACAAGCAGACCUGGUCCGCUUGGUGUGUUCCCACUGUAUCCUCAAAGUCACCCGUAUAACUACAUUUCGCGGACAGAAUCCCACAAGAACUCAUAGCGUUCGGUACACAGCGCAACCGCGUGGCGCUGGCCCGGUCGGCGGCGUUAGUGGCUCCGUCGGCGGGGGCGCAAGUUCGGGUGGAUCAGCUGUUGGUGGAACUGUGGGUACGAACAAUACUGGCCAGAGCCAAGGUCAAGGAACUACGACCUCUUCGCUUACUGCGGCUUCACUUAAUCUCGAACAUCAGCAAUUCAACAUCUUCCCGGCAAUUUUCAGUCGACAACUCAACUUCUCAGCUGCUGCUGCAAACUGUGGUCAAAGCAAGCUUAUGGAUGAACUGAGGCCUAACCUUGGCUUAUUGGGAGUCAAUCUGAUGGAGAACGAAGCCUUUCACAUAAAUCAUAAUCAGGAAAAACGAAAGUGUAAUAGUGCAAGUUCAAACGAGCAAGACUUUGGAAUCUAUGGGGUGCAUCAAAGCCUUGAGACAAGCCCACCAACGUCUACAGGAACUCCUGGAAGAAAUAGCGUAGGCGCUGUUACGUCCGUAGUUACAGGAGCGGAGGGUGCUUUCAAAAAAUUGAAACCAGAACCUUGUGCUUCUAGUUCACAUAUUGGUCAUACACCAACAACCGCAAGCUGCCCUACACCAGCACGACGACGCCAUCGAACGACUUUUACGCAGGAGCAACUUGCCGAGCUGGAAUCGGCCUUUGCAAAAUCACAUUAUCCAGAUAUUUACUGCAGGGAAGAGCUAGCUAGAACAACAAAACUAAAUGAAGCAAGAAUUCAGGUUUGGUUCCAAAAUAGAAGAGCUAAGUAUCGAAAACAAGAGAAACAGCUUCAGAAAGCACUUGCUCCUAUUCCAACGUGUCAAGGGGCGAUGAUGAGAAAUAUUUAUCCUGGUGCAAGUAGAGGUUAUCAACCAUAUCCUCAUCCUCACAACAGUAUAAAUGGAAUCAAUCGUUAUCCUCAGAUGAGUUCUGCGUCGUAUCCUAGUAUGACACAGCCAUUUUCUAUGACGCAUUCGGCAACAAACAUGUCUGCUGUUACAGGAAUGCGACAAGAAAGCAUGGGUAUGUCAGCAGAAGAUGAAUGGUAUAAUAAGAGUAUUUCUGCUCUAAGAAUGAAUACUGCUCAUCAUCCAAAUCUUACGGCACCAAUGCUUCAAUACCAGACAUAAUUUUGGUAUCGUGAAUUUGACAAAGAGUACGUCUUGUUGAGUUUAAAUCAAUAACGAAGAGCGCCAAUAACGUGCUUGCCGUUUUCACCAACAGUACCGUGUUCCACAAUUGUUUUAAACUAAUCAUAAAGUCAAUUUUCUUCUAUUUUCUGAAGCUCUUGGAGAAAAUUCUAAAAAAGAAAAUAUAAUGUAAAAUGGAUAAAAAGCAUCACAUGAAAAAUAAAAUACUUAAAAAUGCACUCUAUACUUAGCUCUAAUAAAAAGAUUAUUUAUAAA
Molecule: messenger RNA, 1609 nt
Organism: Nasonia vitripennis (jewel wasp)
Lineage: Eukaryota; Metazoa; Arthropoda; Insecta; Hymenoptera; Pteromalidae
Product: homeobox protein prophet of Pit-1
Exons: 7
Coding region: 482-1333 (283 amino acids)
Biological process (GO): regulation of transcription by RNA polymerase II
Molecular function (GO): DNA-binding transcription factor activity, RNA polymerase II-specific; RNA polymerase II transcription regulatory region sequence-specific DNA binding
Source: RefSeq, a predicted model, not a curated record